AUGCAAACAGGCAGUGGAGCAAAAAACCCACCAUGGGCUCGUUCAAAUGUGAACACUAACAUGACCGGCAUGAAUCCGCAGAUUAUGGACCCAAAUGCCGCAAUGAUGUCUCAACAAGGUAUGAUGCCUUUUCAGCAGACUCAAGCUGUGUUUAAUCCAAGCAUGAUACAAGCACAAGGUGGUAUGGCAAUGCCAAUGGCAGGACAAAUGCCAAUGAACCAAAUGGCACAAGGUCAAAUGUAUCCAGGAAAUGUUGUAGCUUAUCCUACACCACGCGCGAUGAAUCCAAACAUGUAUCAAAACAAUACACCUAAUCAAACACAGCAAUCAAGUGAACAGCGAGUAUUUACCGGUACCGUAACAAAGACGCAUAAUGAUUUCGGCUUCGUCGAUCAUGAUGUAUUUUAUCAGACGUCUGUCUGUCCAAAGGGAGCCAUUCCCAAAGUAAACGACAGGGUACUUGUUGAAGCUACAUAUAACCCCAGUAUGCCCUUUAAAUGGAAUGCUACUCGUGUACAACUUCUACCAAAAGGUGGACCUAACCAAAAAGUUAAUCCUCAAAAAUCUAAUACCUACAAUGCAGUCCCACCACCAUCUAACAAAAAGGCUAUGCUAUCACGUCGCGAUGACCGACGUGAUGAUCGACCUUCAAGAAGAGAUGACAGACCCCAAUUCCAGAAACGAUCGCGUACGAGGAGUCGAUCACGAUCACGUGAUAGACGAGAUAGUCGUACUCGCAGGGACUCUCCACCAAGGAAGCGCCCAAUAAUGCAUCAACCAUCACCUGCUAAAUACGUUGUUAGAGUCCCUAGAAUACCACUUGAUAUUCAUAAGAUAGAUGUUCCAACACUAUCACAGCGAUACACAAAUUUAUACAUACCAUCAGAUUUCUUUAAUGCUUAUGUUAAAUGGGGAGAGACUUUCCCACCUCAAGCACCGUUCUCAAUUAAUAACCCUUGUACUUAUCACAUUAUGAGCAAAGAUGUGCCUAACCCAAAUGCUAACGAGUCUAUUUUAGAACCUCCAGAUGCAGACUACAGAUUUUCAGCUAAGGUAAUGUUGAUCAGUAUGCCGACAUUGGAAUCCUUGUAUCAAAAAUGUGGCCUUACAAAAGUUGAUGAAAAGGAUAAACGGUCUAGUAAAACACCUCUGCAUCCUACACGCUUAAUAAAAUUUCUGGUUGGCCAAAAGGGUAAAGCGGGUGAAAACUUUGCUAUAGGUGGACCUUGGAGUCCUUCCUUGGAUGGUGAAAAGCCGGAAAGUGACCCUGGUGUACUAGUUAAAACAGCUAUAAGAACUUGCAAAGCUUUAACUGGUAUCGAUCUCUCCAACUGUACACAGUGGUACCGAAUGGUGGAGUUUUACUACUGGCGCGAAGGCGGCGGCAAGUCGAGACUCGAGUGUGUGGUGUUGUUCCUGCCCGACGUGUGGUCGGCUCAGCCGUCGCGGGUCGAAUGGACGACGGUCCACGACCUCUAUAGAGCGGCGUGCGACGCGGCUCUGCGCAGGCUGGACGGCGAGGAGGCGCCCUCCCCGCCGCCCGCCGCGGCCCCCGCGGCCCCGGCCUCCGCCCCCGCGUCUGCGCAGCCCCAGGACGACGCCUCGGACAAAUCCCAAAUUGAUACUGCCAAUGCCAAUGAUAGUACGAUAACAAUAGAUGAGAAUGACGACGAUGAGGACGGCAAGCCAGAACCUACACAUUAUUCUAAAAUAGACCUCAGGACUAUUAAAGUUGAUCAACUCAGAGAAGAGUUACGAGCUCGUAAUGUUAGCUGCAAAGGUCUUCGUGCUCAAUUAGUGUCCCGAUUAUCUAAACUUUUAAAAAUUGAAGAAGGAAAAGAAAGUAAAAGUGAUGAGGUUAUGGAAGUUGAAGAUGAUGAGCAGGAAGAAAAGAAGGAAAAGAUUGAGGAAGCAGAGACGGUAGAAAAAAGCAAUGACCAAGAUAAAUCAGAGAAACCAAAAGAAGCAACAGUAGACAUUUCAGAUGAUAAAGACGACAAGAGUGAGAAAAAAGAUAUUGUUGAUGCAGAUAAGAAAAAAGUAAAAGAUGAUAAGAAAGAAAAGAGUCAAGAGAAGAAAGAUAAACCAAAAACAGAAAAAGAAAUUGAAGAAGAAAAGAAGAGGAUAGAAAAGGAAAAGCAAAUAUUAAAAUCGAAGUUCGAGUUGCCGGCGUCCCCCCACAUAAUAGUGCAUCCACACGGCGCGGCCAAGGGCGGCAAGUUCAGCUGCAGCGUGGCGACCCUGUCCCUGUUGUUGGACUACCGUAUUACUGACAAUAAGGAGCACAGCUUUGAGUUGUUCGUAUUUGCGGAACUGUUCAAUGAAAUGCUAAUGCGGGAUUUUGGAUUCUAUGUCUAUAAGACAUUGUACACUUUGCCUGAAAAAGCAGAGGAAGUUAAGGAAAAGGACAAGAGUGUGGAGAAAGUUGAAAAGAAGGACGAGAAGAAACCUGAACCAGAUAAGAAAGAAGAAAAGAAAGAUGACAAAGAGAAAAAAGAAGAAAAGCGUGACUCGAGGAAGCGGGAAAGACGGGAUUCCCGUAGCGACGACGAACGUAGCAGUUCCCCCAAACGCCGCAGUCGCGGGGUGGACCUGCCUCCGGACCCCUAUUUGCUGCUCUCCCUCGUGUACUUCGACACGUCCCGAGGAGGCACCAUCACUCGCAAAGACCUGCAGAACCUCUUUAUGAGCCUAGGCCUGCAGCUGUCCAGGUCCCAGAUUCGGAAUAUACUGGAGAAAGUGUGUAUACGAGAUAGCUUUAGUUACAAAUCACUAAUGCAAGCUAUCAAGGACUUGGCCGCGGGCACUCCUGAGGCCAUCCAGGACCUGCCGCUGGACAGCACCGUCACAAACAGCGAAGUACCGCCUCAUAUAGCUGAGCUAGAAGCAACCAUAGCAUCGGGCAACCGAGAAUUACUACCAGUGUUUAACAGAAGAAACGAAAGUGAAAAUUCAGAUUCCACUGCAACAAAAGAUGUUAGUGAAACUGGCAUGGUGAUGUACAAGUCGGUGGUGGUGGACGUGGGCGCGCUGGUGGGCGGCGCGGCGCGCUGGGCGGGUGAGCGCGCGCGGCUGGAGGCGGCGCUGGCGGACGCGGCGGCGGCGCUGCGGGUGGCGCGUGCCGCCGCCGCCUCCACGCAGCGCGCCGAGCGCGGCGCGCAGGUGCAGCUCCACGACGUGUGCGCCGCGCUCGCCGCCGCGCGCGCGCGUAUCAGCUCGCUCACCGCGAGCUCCAAAAUCUUCCAUUCUGCUUUAAAAAGCAUCCAAGCCAAGGUCGAAGCUGUAGUCAAUAUAAAGUAUGAAGACGACGAUGUUGUUGAAGUUGUCAACGGACCAUCGAAGACAGAGAAGGAUGAAAAGGAUUCUAAAGAAGAUAAAACUGACACAGAAAAUAAAGAAAAAGACGACGAAGAUAAAAGCAAUGUCAUAAAAGAAGAACCUUCAAAAGAAAACAAAGAGACUGAUAUUAUUGCCACAGAAAAUAUGGACCUCGAUGAAAAAGAA
This is a messenger RNA of Brenthis ino (lesser marbled fritillary), 3504 nucleotides long. NCBI's taxonomy places the organism in Eukaryota, Metazoa, Arthropoda, Insecta, Lepidoptera, Nymphalidae. The record is from the annotation of a GenBank genome assembly.